Labrus mixtus (cuckoo wrasse) is the source of this 1853-nucleotide messenger RNA. Its product is annotated as bile salt-activated lipase-like. Bases 107 to 1765 code for a protein of 552 amino acids. Gene Ontology annotation, cellular component: synapse; cell surface; postsynaptic specialization membrane. Gene Ontology annotation, biological process: neuron cell-cell adhesion; presynaptic membrane assembly; chemical synaptic transmission. The transcript has 11 exons. Lineage: Eukaryota; Metazoa; Chordata; Actinopteri; Labriformes; Labridae. Gene Ontology annotation, molecular function: signaling receptor activity; triacylglycerol lipase activity; sterol ester esterase activity. The record is from RefSeq and is a predicted model, not a curated record.
UGGGAGAAGCAGGCCAAACAGAAUGUAAACCAGUCACGGGCUGUUUGGAGGAGGGGUCUCCGUUAUAAAAGUCUGUCCGACAAUCAACCUUGUUUCCACAGGCACGAUGAUGAAGCUGGGAAUAUUGGUAGCUGUUGCUGUGUUUCUGGAGACGGUCUCUGCGUCCUCCCUCGGAGUGGUGUACACUGAGGGAGGGAUGGUGGAGGGCGAGCAGAUCCGUCUUGGGCUCUUCAGUAGCAUGGAUGUCUUCAGGGGGAUUCCUUUUGCUGACAUCCCUCAAAGGUUUCAGAAACCAAAACGUCACCCUGGCUGGGACGGUGUUCUGAAGGCCACUGAGUUCAGGAACAGAUGCCUUCAGGUGAACCUUAUCAUGACUGACACAAGAGGCAGUGAGGACUGUCUGUACCUCAACAUCUGGGUUCCUCAUGGCAGCUCAGUGUCCACAGGUAUGGCCGUCAUGGUUUGGAUCUACGGAGGAGGCUUCUUGGCUGGAGGCUCUAUGGGAGCUAAUUUCCUGGAUAACUAUCUGUAUGAUGGGCAGGAGAUAGCAGACAGAGGCAAUGUCAUUGUGGUGACACUGGGAUACCGUGUGGGAACUCUGGGCUUCCUGAGCACUGGGGAUUCUGAUUUGCCUGGAAACUUUGGUCUCUGGGACCAGCAGGCUGCUAUUGCCUGGGUGCACAGGAACAUCCGUUCUUUUGGAGGAGACCCCGACAACAUCACCAUGUUUGGAGAGUCUGCAGGGGGAGCUAGUGUCAGCUUCCAGACACUCACUCCACACAACAAAGGAAUGAUCAGGAGAGCCAUCUCCCAGAGUGGGGUUGCACUCUGCCCCUGGGCUAUCAACAAAAACCCCCGCAAAUAUGCUGAGGAGAUUGCCCUGAAGGUCAACUGCCCCACCGAUGAUUCUAUGGCUGCCUGUUUGAAGAUGACUGAUCCUGUGACUCUUACCUUGGCUGGCAGUAUCAGUAUCGUCAGUUCACCUGAUAACCCCAUUGUGAACAACCUGCUCCUAUCUCCUGUGGUCGACGGCGACUUCCUGCCUGAUGAGCCUCAUAAGCUGUUCCACAAUGCUGCUGAGAUCGACUACAUCGCUGGAAUCAAUGACAUGGACGGACACCUCUUCACUGGUGUGGAUGUUCCUUCAAUCAACUCCCACCUGGUGGACACACCUGUUGGGGAUUUGAAGAGGCUAUUGGCUUCAUACGUUAAGGAUGGUGGCCCUCUAGCUCUAGACAAUGCUUACUCCACAUAUACCUCAACCUGGGGAUCAAAUCCUAACAAGGAGACAAUCAAGAAAACUGUUGUGGAUGUUGGAACAGACUUCAUCUUCCUGGUUCCUACUCAGGCUGCCCUCUACCUUCAUGCUACCAAUGCCACAACCGGCCGUACUUACUCCUACCUGUUCUCUCAGCCCAACCGUUUGGGUGGCAUCGGGAGACCCUACCCCAGCUGGAUUGGAGCCGACCACUCUGAUGAUCUGCAGUAUGUGUUUGGAAAACCUUUCACCACACCCCUUGGUUACUGGCCAAGCCACCGCUACGUCUCCCGCUACAUGAUCAACUACUGGACCAACUUUGCUAAAACGGGGGACCCCACCAAAGGAGAGAAAGUGCCCACUAACUGGCCUGAGUUUACCAUCAAUCAUCAUUACCUGGAGAUCAAUUCUGAUAUGGACAAGGGCUAUGUGAGACAGCAGUUGAGAAUGCGUUAUGUUCAUUUCUGGACAAGCGUCCUGCCCAACCUUCCUCUCAUCUCAGAAUAAAUAAUCAGUGCAAUCACCUGCACAUCAAGACACCUUAAGCAAUUCAUCAGUAAUAUCUCCUGAAGAAAUAAAUGGAUCACAAGGCAAA